AUGCUGCCUCCCGCACUCAAGAGCAUCUACCAACAAUACAAAGGUGACACAGAUGCUGUCGCUACUUGGCUCGCUACGACAGCCAAGGCCAAUGGCUAUGUCCAGGGCAUGGGCUCCGCCGCUUCCGGCGGUGGCCGACUGAAGGGCAAAGCUCGGAAGCAAGCAAAGCAAGCAGCUCAACCUCCCCAGGACUUCGGCGCGACAAUCAGCUCGAAGCCUGCUGCACAGGCCAAGAAAUAUGCCCUCAAGAUCAGCGACUUUGAGCCCAUGGCCACCUUUCUCAGCCGUAUCAACUCAAUCAAGGUCCCUGACUAUUUUGCUGUCGCUAUCGAGCGUGUUGUUUGGGUCCGCAAGAAUUUCGCCAAUGGUCUAAGCGGAAGUGGUAGCACUGCUGACACUGCUUCUGACGAGCGCCACCUUCACUUUGCCAAUGUCCUUGAAAGGGUCCGCGAUCUCCUUAGACCCCAGAUGGAAGCCGGUGUCUUCAAUGAGGAGGAACUCGACAAAGCACGAACCGCCCGCCAGGGACAGAAUACCCACGGUCCAUUUACCAACUACUACUCGAUUUUGGGUGUCUACGAACCUUCGGAACAUUUCGAAGAGAUUGCGCCUCCCAAGACCACCCCGACUGCGAGUACUCAGCCCGAGGUCCAAUACACUGUCGAGCAAGACAACUCUUACGAAGAGGCUUCGUUUCUCUUUACAAUGCUUUCCGUGGAGUACGCAGAACUCCGCUCCGCCCUCGAGGGGCUUUGGAAGGAGUGGGCUCAAGGGAAGCGAGACCUGGCUUCCGUUUCCGUUGCGACCAACCUGUGCUUCGAACUGGCUCGAAGCAUGGAAGAUGAGGUCAAGCCUAUCUUGGACAAAUAUGACGGGGGCCCUAAAUUCUUGCAGGGGUACUUCAAUAAUAUCUGUGCCGCGGCUGGCUUUGGUGGGGAGAAGCUUCAAGAACCUGGAGACCUGUACAACCUCUGGGGAUACCCUCUUGCCCACGACCUUCUCCUUAACACCAUAGGACUGCUCAAUGGCCACUUCGAAAACAACUCAAAGGAUGAUUUCAUCACGGACUACAAUGGAAAGUUUGGUUGGUACAAUCCGAGAUUGGGAGACCCGGAACAUCUAUCAAACCGCGAGAACUGGAACCAAGACAUAACAGCACUCCUGGAAAUACUCCCCGACAUCCAGUUCCUCGGCUCCAACAUGUGCCGUGGCAUUGUCGAGGACGAGCUGAUCCGCUGCGUUAGCGAGCGACUGCAAUUUGGCAGAGGCGCCAAGACCCCCAUGUGGCUCGCCUGGGCGUUCCAGAUCUACCUCGACAUUCUGAAGCCUCUUGGACCGGACUGUGAGCGGGGAUAUGAAGAGAUGGUGCGUGAGAGCAACAUUAUCAAGAACGCGAUGCUCAACGUCCCCCCUUCGGAAGCGCGGGACCGCGUUCUGUCUGUGGCUUCAAAAUGGGACCACGAUCCGAUCCAACUGGUUCGCGACAAGACGAUAGAGCUCGACAUGUUGUCAGGGCCUGGCAACGCUGCUUUCCAUUUCCUCCGCCGCAACCCGAUGCACUGCGGUCUGUGGAUUCACAUGAUGCGAACAACCUUCCACCGCUCCGGCGCCGAGUACAUCGCAGAGCCGGGUGCCGUCAUGGUCACGACCCAGCUCUACCACGCUCUGCACCAGGAGAAGCUUCUCGGCGACGACAUGAUCUGGGAAGACCUGAAGACGAUCUGGGACAUGCAAGGGAACGCAAGUUUCUUCGCCAUUGACGCUCCCGCCUCCCGUGACGCCUACUUCAACAACUAUUGCUUGUCUCUGGGUCUCUCCGCCAAGAACUGGGUUCCAAGCAACCGCGCCAAGCAGGUCAAGGGCAAGAAGGCGCCUGCACCUACCGCCAAUGAUGCCAACAAGCGCUUCUUGAAGAUCAUGGGUAGGGUUUCGAUGCUGCUCUCGCAUCGCCUCAUGCCGACCGGCGCCCGUGCUGCACCGAGCGCGGAGUUCCUCGCCAAGGUGCUUGAAGAGGGUCGCCGUCAUAAAUUGAUUGACGGCAAGGGGAAUGUUCUCCCGGGUAGGAGAGAGGAAGCCAAGAUGAAGAAUUUUGAAGGUCUGUCCCCUAGUCAGCUGGUUCGACACAUCGCUGAAGCGAUCGAGGGCGAGCGGGCUGAACUUUCCUUCAACUACUUCGCCAUGCACGACAGUGUCUGGAAAUUGCUAGAGGAGAUCCGCAAGCAGAUUGUUGAUGCUUUCGGCGCGGAAAUGGCACCACUCCCGGAAGAGAAGGAUCUCCCCUUUGUUGUUGGUUAUGUCUUCGCUACUGCUUCCGGUCGAAAGGGAGUCCAGGAAACGGGCCAGCCCACCGAUGAUCUGAUCAACAUCGCUACCGAGGUCGUCGCCCAGUUCUUGAAGGACGGCAAGGGCCACGAUGUCAAGGACUGGCUUGAGACUGCGCAGGUUGGGAACGUGGGUAAGCUCAAGUUCAACGAGGUCUAUCCAUGGGGCAUGAACAGGCUCGUCAAGGAGCUCAGAAAGAGGGGAGGUGGUCGCCAACUUGAUGACAUCCAAUGCCAUAUUCAGUAA
Messenger RNA from Clonostachys rhizophaga, 2568 nucleotides. NCBI's taxonomy places the organism in Eukaryota, Fungi, Ascomycota, Sordariomycetes, Hypocreales, Bionectriaceae. The record is from the annotation of a GenBank genome assembly.